This is a messenger RNA of Ipomoea nil (Japanese morning glory), 1669 nucleotides long. RefSeq names its product protein LATERAL ROOT PRIMORDIUM 1. Gene Ontology annotation, cellular component: nucleus. The transcript has 3 exons. The coding region runs from base 1 to 1473 and encodes 490 amino acids. Gene Ontology annotation, molecular function: DNA-binding transcription factor activity; DNA binding. Gene Ontology annotation, biological process: positive regulation of DNA-templated transcription. Lineage: Eukaryota; Viridiplantae; Streptophyta; Magnoliopsida; Solanales; Convolvulaceae. The record is from RefSeq and is a predicted model, not a curated record.
AUGGAAGACGUGCCGUGCCAGAUUCUACAGAGAGGAAAAGAAAGGACGAAACCCUCUAAAGGCUGUUCUGAUUCCUGGUUCCGUUCCGUCGGAAUAUUGACGAAAUCUGCAGUUGUGGCUACUGGUAGGCGGGUGGUGUUACCAUCUUCAGAUAGUAAUUUUUCCGACUGGGCUGUGGCUUCUUCUUCUGCUACUCAUUCUUCUGCUGCUGCAGCCUUUGGGGACCUAUCUUUAGGUUUUAAUGCAGCCCCAAACUCCGCCGUGGACGGCGGCGCCGCCUCCGCUGCGGCAGGCCAUGUUGGGGUGUGGAGCUCCUCUUCCGCUAGGCAGAUGCAGCAGCAGAUCAACCAUGGAGUUCCGCCGGAUAUGGGCAUGUUCGUGGUGGCGCCGGCGGCCUCUUUUCUCCACCACCAUAACCAGAACCACCCCGCCUGCAUCAGCUUUGACGGAUCCAGCCCCGCCGCCACCGCGCUCGGGGUUGGAGUGGGUGUCAAUGUUAUUCCUUUGCUCGCCGACGAUUUGGUGGUGAAUAGCAGCCACCGUGGUCGCGGCGGCGGAGGAUUGCAGCUGUGGCAGAGCCAAGAUGCGGCGGCGGCGGCGGUGGCGGCUGCGGCUGGGCAGAACUCUUCCAGUACUAGCGCGGCGGCGGAUAUUAGUUAUACCAAGAAGCCGGGCGAGCACCCCCACGGCAGCCCUAGUAGUAAUUCCCAGAGUUUUUUUCAGCUUCAAGGCGGUGGUGGUGGCGCCGGCGGCGCCACCGCCUCGACUUGUCAAGACUGCGGAAACCAAGCAAAAAAGGACUGCGUCCAUCGGAGGUGCCGGACUUGUUGCAAGAGUCGAGGGUUAGACUGUACGACCCACGUGAAAAGCACGUGGGUUCCCGCGGCCCGCCGCCGCGAACGCCAGCAAGGCUCUCACCCCUCCAGCCCCGCCGCCGUGACGGCGUCUUGUUCGCAGUCAGUUUCCUCCGGCAGCAAGAAACCCAGGCUAGUCCUGGGCAAUAAUUCCCAAACAUCGACUUCAAACAACACGGCCACCACGCCGAGAAGCUUCGACACCGGCGACAGCGGCGGCGGCGGCGGGUCGAUGCCGAAGCAGGUAACCGCCCCGGCGGAGUUCAGGUGCGUGCGCGUGAGCCCGGUGGACGGCGGCGAAGACGACGAGUUCGCUUACCAGGCCGUAGUGAGAAUCGGCGGCCACGUCUUCAAAGGCUUCCUAUACGACCAAGGCCUCGAUAACGACGGCGACGAUCACGCCGGAAACAAUCCCCAUCACCCCGGAUUAUUCCCCAACAUAUCCGACUUAAACUUGGGCGCCCGUGGAGCCAGUAACAACGUUAUUCUCGGUUCCGGACAUGGUACAACCUCGUCUCCGCCGCCGCCGCCGCCAAUUCUUGCAGCUUCAUCGUCAGAACCUCACGACAUUUUCGGAAUGGGAGGGGGUUCAAAUUUUGGUAUUGGAAACCCUUUCUAGUUUCUAGUAGAUUGAAAUUGAUAAAAUCGUACUCAUUUAUAAAGUCUGUAUCUUCUGAUGCUUAAGAACAUACUGUACUUCCCUGCCAAAUUUCGUAGACAUUGUUGUACUUGUUUCUGGUUAUUAUUUAAGAUUUAAGAAAGUUUAACUUUGAUCUUAAUUGUGAGUGAUAAAGUGAUGAACUUUUUGGGAAUUA